Pyrus x bretschneideri (Chinese white pear) is the source of this 2353-nucleotide messenger RNA. Its product is annotated as ABC transporter G family member 1-like. Lineage: Eukaryota; Viridiplantae; Streptophyta; Magnoliopsida; Rosales; Rosaceae. Gene Ontology annotation, molecular function: ATP binding; ATP hydrolysis activity; ABC-type transporter activity. The record is from RefSeq and is a predicted model, not a curated record. The transcript has 8 exons. Bases 102 to 2201 code for a protein of 699 amino acids. Gene Ontology annotation, cellular component: membrane.
AACCAUUUCCCCAACACAAACUCACCCUAAAAUCUCUCCUCUCUCCUCUCUCCUUUCUCUUCUCUCUCUCUCUCUGUGACAUAGAAAUUGCCGAUAUCCAUAUGGCUUCUACUAUUAAUUUCAAUGUCCACCACAAAGCUACUGAGCAUGAAUAUGGUUCAGCAGCACUGGAGGUUGAAACACAAGUUAAUAAUAUUGAUCUAGCAGUACUGCCAAGAGCUGGCGGAGGAGGAGGUGCCGGAGUCCAUAACAACAACCAUGCAAAGAUAUUGGAGAAGGGUGUUUUGCUGACAUGGGAGGACGUGUGGGUGACAGUAGUUUCCAAGAAAAUUAACAGUAUUGGUAGCAGCAGCAGAUCAAUCCUGCAAGGUCUAACCGGUUAUGCCAAGCCUGGGGAGCUCUUGGCUAUAAUGGGCCCUUCAGGCUGUGGCAAGUCCACUCUUCUUGAUGCUUUAGGAGGGAGACUGAAUUCAAACACAAGGCAAACAGGGAAGAUCCUAAUCAAUGGGCAUAAACAAGCACUGACUUAUGGAACUUCGGCAUAUGUCGCACAAGAUGAUACUUUAAUAACGACAUUAACCGUUAAAGAAGCAGUAUAUUACUCUGCUCAGCUGCAACUGCCAGACUCCAUGACCAAGUCAGAGAAGAAAGAGAGAGCAGAAGUUACAAUUAGAGAGAUGGGUUUGCAGGACGCCAUGAACACAAGGAUUGGAGGUUGGGGAGUUAAAGGCAUAAGUGGUGGCCAAAAGAGAAGAGUCAGCAUUUGCAUUGAGCUUCUCACACGGCCUAAACUUCUAUUCCUCGACGAACCGACAAGCGGCCUUGACAGUGCAGCUUCUUAUUUUGUCAUGAGCAGAAUUGCAAAUCUUGAUAAAGGUGAUGGAACUCCAAGGACUAUUGUUACAUCCAUCCAUCAGCCUAGCUCCGAAGUCUUUCAACUUUUCGAUAGUCUUUGUCUGCUGUCUUCUGGAAGAACUGUUUAUUUUGGUCCUGCUUCUGCAGCAAAUCAGUUUUUCACCUUAACUGGUUUCCCAUGCCCAACUCUCCAAAAUCCAUCGGAUCACUUCCUUAAGACCAUAAACAAAGAUUUUGAGCAGGACAUUGAGCAAGGCGUAACCACACCAACAGAAAUAGCAAUUGAUACUCUAAUAAGAUCCUACAAAGAAUCUGAAACCUUUCAGCAAGUUCACAGACAAGUAGCUGAACUAUGUAAACAGGACUUCGGUGAAAAAUUGGAGAAGAGAAGCCGUGCUGGCUUUCUUACACAAUGUCUCGUACUUACAAAAAGAUCAUUCGUGAACAUGCAUAGAGAUCAAGGUUACUAUUGGUUGCGCCUGGCUAUAUACAUCUUCAUGACUCUAGGCCUCGGUACUGUCUAUCAUGAGCUUGGACAUGGUUAUAGAUCUAUUCAGGCAAGAGGCUCGCUGCUCAUGUUCAUAUCUACUUUUCUAACUUUCAUGGCCAUUGGUGGAUUCCCUUCCUUUGUGGAAGACAUGAAGGUAUUUGAAAGAGAAAGACUAAACGGGCACUACGGUGUCUGUGCAUUUGCUUUUGGUAACACAUUUUCUUCUGGUCCUUUCUUGGUAAUGAUUUCGGUAAUUCCCGGGGCAAUAGUUUAUUACCUUGCUGGACUUCAAACCGGAUUCGAACACUUUGUUUUCUUUUGUUGUGUGUUAUUUGCUUGCAUGAUGUUGGUUGAGAGUCUUAUGAUGAUAGUUGCUAGUAUUGUGCCCAAUUACCUCAUGGGGAUAAUAGCUGGUGCUGGAAUUCAAGGGCUUAUGAUGUUAUCUGGUGGAUUUUUCCAAUUACCAAGUGAUAUUCCGGGACCGGUGUGGAAGUACCCAAUGUACCACAUUGCCUUCCACAAGUACGCAUACCAGGGAUUGUUCAAAAAUGAAUUCAAAGGAACAAUGUUUCCGGCAAGUGAAGCCGGAGGGCCGUUCACCCUUAGCGGCGAGCAAAUUUUGAGAGAGAGAUGGCAAGUGGAAAUGGGAUAUUCUAAGUGGGUGAAUGUUGCUGUGUUGUUAGGGAUGGUAGUUCUAUAUCGAAUUCUGUUCUUGGUUAUCAUCAAGACUACAGAGAAGGUGAAGACUGUUAAAACAGCUCUUCUGUCAACGCCUCCUAAGCAAAGCAUGCAAGUAUUGGCCAAUCCCUCCCCUACCCCCGUGCAUGGAGAGAACCACUUGCAUAAUGUCAUAUGAAGGUGUGUUGAGUAGAGAGAUAGGUACUUCAAUCAGUAGUGGAUUGAAAUUGGGAAUACUAAAGUUGUACCAUCGGAAGAACUUACCACAAUGUUUCUCAUUUCCUUGUGUAAUAUGACCUUCUGUAAUAAAGUCGUAUUUUCAAGUUUUAA